Messenger RNA from Symbiodinium natans, 2262 nucleotides. Lineage: Eukaryota; Dinophyceae; Suessiales; Symbiodiniaceae. The record is from the annotation of a GenBank genome assembly.
AUGCUUCACGAAGGCCCCAUCAGCGGGAGAGGUCGGAUCUCUUUCAUCACGCGGAACACGCCCGAGCGCAGCGGCACCACAUCGGUGACAGUCAACGGAAACGAGAUCAAGGCAGUUCUCAAGGCGGAGGGCAGACCAGCACCAGCCCUGCUAUUCUCCAAAUGUCUUUGUAGUCUUAUGCUGCGGCUGAAUCUUGUGCCAGCGCCAGCCCAACAGACCGGGGACGCCACCACCUGCAGCGAUAGGGUUGGUGCCGGCUGGCAGCUCGUGCGCCGCUCGACCGGCAAGUCUUUCCCCUAUACGGACCAGUUGGAAGGGUCUGCGCCCGCGUCGGGUACGCCUCACAGGGAUCCGCUGGGAGCCGCCUUCACCAAGCGGUGGAACGCGAACAGCGGCAACGAGGACUUCGACGAGUUCCUCUUUGCCACGGGCGACUGUCAAAAGUGGAUGGUCAUGAAGAAGCCUCAGGUGAUUGGAGCGAACAACUGGUAUCAUCACAACGAGCCCCGCCAGAUCCUGAAGUCCCACACCUCCGAUGUGCCGUACGAAGCGGUGAUGGUCCGACGAGGGGGUCAUGGGGAAGACCCCUGGGUCUCGUUUAGAGGUCACUAUCAUCACGACGAGGCCAAGGGCCACACAAACGAUCGUCACUGCGACGUGCUCUACGUAGGAAACAACGCCGAUCCGUGGUGUACGACGGGAGACCUUGGUGACCUUCACGAGGGACUCAACGUCUUCACUCGCAAAAGUCAGGCCGUGCCGACCGGGGACGCCACCACCUGCAGCGAUAAGGUUGGUGCCGACUGGCAGCUCGUGCGCCGCUCGACCGGCAAGUCUUUCCCUGAACGAGACUUCUUGGAAGGGUCGGCGCCCGCAGCGGGUACGCCUCACAGGGAUCCCAAGGGAGGCGCCUUCACCAAGCAGUGGAAUGCGAACAGCGGCAACGAGGACUUCGACGAGUUCCUCUUUGCUACGGGCGACUGUCAAAAGUGGAUGGUCAUGAAGAAGACUCAGGUGAUUGGAGCGGACAACUGGUAUCAUCACCACGAGCCCCGCCAGAUCCUCAAGUCUCACAUCUCCGAUGUGCCUUACGAUGCGGUGAUGGUCCGACGGAGCGGUUCUCCGGAAGACCCAUGGAUCUCGUUUAGAGGUCACUAUCAUCACGACGAGGCCAAGGGCCACACAAACGAUCGUCACUGCGACGUGCUCUACAUAGGGGGCAGCGUGGAUCCAUGGUGUACGUCGGGAGACCUUGGCGACCUUCACGAGGGACUCAACGUCUUCAUCCGCAAGAGUCAGGCAUCCCCCGGCGACACGACAUCUGACGAGUUUCCCGUAACCUUGGAUUUCGACGUGCAAGAGGGCAACCAGGUCCUGACCGUCGACCAGCCCAUUCUGCGAUCAUUCUACUUCGAGGUCACCAAGGCUGACUCUGGCGAGCAAGCUGUGACGCUGCCGAGGCCGGACAACGCUCGCGAUCUAUUCACUUCCAAUUGCUACCGGAGACUCUCGUACAUGAGAUGCGCGGGAGAUGCCGGCAAGAUUUCAGUCUACCCCAACACGCAAGAUUGGGUCCUCAAGUUCUACAUGCGGAUGAACAAGGAGAAAAAGAUGAUGGCAGAUGGUCACUUUUAUGGGCCUUCUUUUGACAUUUUCAACUCUGUCGGCACCCACAAUUAUUUUGAUAUUGGCGUGCACGGAAACAUUGUGGCUGCUGGUCCCCUUUUCACGAAGGAGGCCCAUGGCCAUGGCAAGCCCGAGAUCAGUAUCGCCAAGACUCCGUGGACCAGGGGACAAUGGCACCGCUGGGAGAUCGCAUUUCAAGAUGGCUUGUUCAUUGUGCUGAUGGAUGGCGAGGUCAUUUCGUCAUAUAGUGUGACACUGCCAUAUGUGCAUACCUUCGUCAUCCGCGCUGGCAAGAACGAGGUGGAUGUCUCUGACCUAUCCAUUACGCAGGACAUCUUCACCCUCAAGGCCGAUGCGAUAACUUCUGAUGGUCGCUCCUUCGGAACCGAGCUGGCAACAGCCAACUACCCUGUGAGCGGUCUUCGCUCCUUGAGUAGUGGUGGAGCUCGGAGGGACUUCAUGACCCAGUGCCGCAAAGGCCAGGCGAUCUGGAGAGGUUCCAUGUCGCUGUGGAUGCAGGCGGCACCCCGUUUUGAAGAGCUCAAGGGCACCGCCAUCUAUGGCCACAGGACUGUCCAUGCCAACAACGACUUCCAGAAGGAUGACGUCUUGACGACUGGCGUCCUUUGCCCGUGA